GCUCCCCGGGGUCGCGCCGGGGGUCUGUGUGCGCACCGGGCAGCCCCGCGAUGUUCUGCCUCCUUUCUAAGGCGCUCUCCUACUUCUGGAGACGUGCAGGUGACGAAGAUGAGAGAUGGGCGACCUCAGGUGAUCAAGAAUUGAAAACAGUACAAGGAGUAGUGACAAGACUUUGUCAUGAUUAUGGGAUGAUAGAUGACAUGAUAGUCUUCACAAAGGAUGUUGUUACAAAAAACAUGUUACUGGCCAUUGGACAAGAAGUUAUUGCCACAGUGGAAGAGGAUCAAACAUCGGGUGGCCUGAAGGCUAUAAGGGUAGACGCCAUCCAGGAUACACAACAAGACUUCAGUCCUACUUUUGAUGCCUCUGAACUAAAUAACAAAACAUUAAUUGGCAGUAUUACGUCUCUCUCUAAGCAUGGUGGCUAUAUUAAUCAGAAUACUUACUUUGCAAUGGAAGACGUCUGGGAAGAUUUCAAACCUUGUGAAGGUGAUUGGGUGCAAGCAAAGUAUUUUAUUAAUUUGACAACAUGGAAGAGUGAAGCAGUUGCUGUAAGGCCUUUGAGAUAUAAGCAAGUAAACAAGGUUCGCAUUUCCAGCAUCUGUGGAAGAACUGGGACAGUAGAUGAGAGUAUAUUUUUCACUUUGGAUUCCUUGAAACUUCCUGAUGGCUACUCACCUCGUAGACAUGAUUUAGUGAAUGCAAUUGUGGUGGAAAGCAGUCAGUCAUGUUAUAUUUGGAGAGCUCUCUGCCUAGUGCCAGUCAACCAGGAUGGGCAAUCUCACUCUAAUGGAGGUGAUACAGAUGAACCUUAUGAAGACUUAAUGAGAGAAAAAGGAGAGUUGAAAAUAUCAAGAAUGACUAACUUUGGAACUCUGAAGCAGGGGGAAUCUAAAAGAAUUAUCAUUUGGAUAGAGAAUCAUGGGCACAGUAAAGAGCUCCUGUUACUUGGUUUUUCUGAUUUUACUGUUGGACGCUAUAUUGAAGCCACUGUCACAAAUGAAGAAGAAUUACUUAUAGCACCUGUGGAACCAUUUUCUCCAAUAAAGCCUAAAAUUACUGCAAAUUCUCAGCUAAGGAAGACAACAGUGGCUGCCCCUAAAAGCAGAAGAAAUAACAGAAGGUGGUGUUCAAACUUUCUCCCACAUUAUACCAUACCGGAUGAAUUAAGAAGAUGUGUGGAGCAGAAGUUAGACAUACUGACUUUUCAGCCCCUCCUAGCAGAGCGUCUUAGUCUAGAUAAUUAUACAGCAAACUUCUCUACUCUUCUGUGGCUUGAAGAGAUCCAAGCAGAAAUGGAUUUAAAAUGUUUCAGCAUGAGUGGGGUUACUUUGAAAAGGAAUGGGAACCUUUUAGUGCUGGAAGUGCCAGGAGUAGAAGAGGGCAGACCUCGCCUGGUUCCAGGUGAUAAGGUGAUACUGAGAAGUCAGGUCUACUCGGGGCAUAUAAUAGAGUACAUUGCCUUUAUUACUGAGAUAUGUCAAGAAGAUGUUACUCUUAAAGUUAAUGCAGACUUUGAACAAGCUUACAACUUGGAACCCAUGGAUGUGGAAUUUGUUCAGUGCAGGAUUCCCAGCAGGCGAUGCCAGUUGGCAAUUCAGCAAGCUUCCUACCUGGGUGAAAAAGGCCAAGAAAAAGAAGAACAAACAGGCAAAAGGCAUGACAUCAAGGGAGAUGAAUGUCCAGGAUAUGAGAUUGGUGAAACUGUGGCACUUCAAGAGAGGAGUGGUGAAUUUUUCAAUCCGAUGCUGAAUGUGCAACAGAAACUGGCGGUGAAAAGGAUACUGAGUGGUGAAUGUCGCCCAACACCUUAUAUUCUCUUUGGACCACCAGGAACUGGAAAAACAGUAACAGUAAUUGAAGCUAUUUUACAGAUACAUUAUACUCUACCAGAUAGUCGGAUUUUGGUAUGUGCACCAUCAAAUGCUGCAACGGAUCUGAUUUGCUUGCGGCUGCAUCAAAGCAAUCUCUUAAAACCAGGAGCUAUGGUCAGAGUUAAUGCUGCCUUCAGAUCAGCAGAGCAAAUUGAUGACAUGGUGAAACCUUACUGCAAAGAUGGUGAUGAUAUUCAGAAAGCAUUGUGGUCCAGGAUAGUAAUUACAACAUGCAGCAGUGCAGGAUUGUUUUAUCAAACAGAUACACGGCUUGGACACUUCACUCAUGUGAUUCUGGAUGAAGCAGGGCAAGCAAGUGAACCGGAGAGCCUGAUUCCUAUUGGAUUGAUUUCAGAAGCUCAUGGACAGAUAAUUCUUGUUGGAGAUCCAAAGCAGUUAGGGCCAACAAUAAAAUCUAAACUUGCGCUGACUUUUGGAUUAAGUAUGUCCUUGCUGGAAAGACUGACAUCAAGAGAGCUAUAUCUGAGAGACGAGGAUGCUUUUGGUGCCUGUGGAGCAUAUAAUCCUUUAUUGAUCACAAAACUCACGAAGAACUACAGGUCACAUUCUGCAUUGCUUGCCUUGCCAUCUAAAUUGUUUUAUCAUAAGGAACUAGAAGUUUGUGCAGACGCUUCAGUAGUAACUUCUUUGUUGAACUGGGGGAAAUUGCCCAGGAAGGGAUUUCCAUUAAUUUUUCAUGGAAUAAAGGGCACUGAAACUCGUGAAGGUCACAGUCCUUCAUGGUUUAACCCAGCUGAAGCAGUUCAAGUGAUGCAGUACUGUUGCCACCUUGCUAAAAACGAAAAUGCUGCAGUGUCAGUGACAGAUAUCGGAGUGAUUACACCAUAUCGUAAACAGGUGGAAAAAAUUAAAUUUCUUCUCAGAAGUAUUGAUCUGGCAGACAUUAAAGUUGGCACAGUAGAAGAGUUUCAAGGGCAGGAGUAUACAGUUAUCGUCUUAUCAACAGUGCGAUCUCAGGAAGACUUAAGUGAUGAUGAAAAAUACUGUUUGGGCUUUCUCUGUAACCCAAAGAGAUUUAAUGUAGCAAUUACUAGAGCAAAAGCUUUGCUGAUUGUCGUUGGAAAUCCUCAUGUUCUUGUGAAAGAUCCCUGUUUUUGUGCACUGUUAGAAUAUAGUUUAAUGAAUAGAGUUUAUGUAGGUUGUGACCUGCCCUCGGAGCUGGAAUGCCUGCAGAAGUAUGACUAGUUUUUCAGUGUUCAAGAUGCAUUCAGUCUUCAUCUGUUUUGAAACUAAGCAUACUUAACAGAAAUUUAGCCCUGAACAAGUCAAGCACUUUUUGUCCUUAGGGAGAGGCACACAUUCUGAAAUGGAUGAAAGUUUCUGCAAACAAGAUUUUUUUUUCUUAAGAAGUGAGAAGGUUGAAAUUAACAGUAUAGUAGUAGCAACUUACUUGCUCUUCUGUUUAAAAUGUACAUGACUCGGCCUCUGCAAAGAAGAAUAGGCCUGAAUCUAUAACCAUAUGCCUGAAUCCUCCAGGUUUCAGAAGAAAAAUAUUGAAGAACUCUGACAUCAGCUUUUCCUUAUUCUAUAAUUGUUUCAGCUUCUCAAUUUUCUCUGACUUGUGUAGUGCCACCUAAAACUGGACUGUCCCAAGAACACAUAUGUGUCGUGUCAUAGUCAUGGGAGUGUACAGUAAUAUAUCUACAGUGUGAACUGGGAUGAUACUUUAACAUCUCCACUCAACUGAUGUUGAAUACCUUAAGCCAAGCAUGCUUAAAAACUCUACUUCCAGUUUUUAAGGCCUUUGUUUGGUUUCCACUGCAGUCCAACCGUGUGCUGUGGUGUAUGUCAGAACAAUGCCUUAAGGGUUGGGUUAAAAUUUAAAAAAAAAAAAAGAAAAAUAGAAAAUGUGUUUUCCUCUCUAUAAAUACACUGUAGAAUAAAGUACCUUGUUUUA
This is a messenger RNA of Myiozetetes cayanensis, 3792 nucleotides long. It is a transcript of the gene MOV10L1, whose product is annotated as Mov10 like RISC complex RNA helicase 1. Gene Ontology annotation, molecular function: helicase activity. The coding region runs from base 51 to 3080 and encodes 1009 amino acids. NCBI's taxonomy places the organism in Eukaryota, Metazoa, Chordata, Aves, Passeriformes, Tyrannidae. The record is from RefSeq and is a predicted model, not a curated record. The transcript is spliced from 24 exons.